This is a messenger RNA of Chionomys nivalis (European snow vole), 1752 nucleotides long. It is a transcript of the gene Ascl4, whose product is annotated as achaete-scute family bHLH transcription factor 4. Gene Ontology annotation, molecular function: RNA polymerase II transcription regulatory region sequence-specific DNA binding; DNA-binding transcription factor activity, RNA polymerase II-specific; protein dimerization activity. Gene Ontology annotation, biological process: developmental process; regulation of transcription by RNA polymerase II. NCBI's taxonomy places the organism in Eukaryota, Metazoa, Chordata, Mammalia, Rodentia, Cricetidae. The transcript has a single exon. The coding region runs from base 1 to 432 and encodes 143 amino acids. The record is from RefSeq and is a predicted model, not a curated record.
AUGGAGAAACGCAAACCCGCGGGACUGCUGGUUCUGCCGUCUCCGAUGCGGACGCCGCUGGGCGCGCUGCCCCGGAGGGAGCCGGGCAGGACCUCCGCGCGCCAGGACGCCGAGGACAGCGCGCGGAGACAGCCGUGCCCGUCCUUGUCGCUGGGGGGAGUCGGCGAGCCCGCCUUUCUGCGCCAACGCAACGAGCGUGAGCGGCAGCGCGUGCGCUGCGUGAACGAGGGCUACGCGCGCCUCCGCCAGCACCUGCCGCGCGAUCUGGCCGGCCAGCGGCUCAGCAAGGUGGAGACGCUGCGCGCCGCCAUCGGCUACAUCAAGCACCUGCAGGAGCUGCUGGAGCGCCACAGGCCGGACUGCAACAGUGACGGCGAGUCCAAAGCAUCCUCCGGAGCUUCGCCCUGCAGCGAGCCAGAGGAGCGCGGCUAGCAGCGCCCUCGCCCACCAGGUUUUUAUGGAACUGGGUUCUUCUCUGGUCCCAAAUCUUAAGAAAAAAAAAUUAAGUGCUUCUGUAGUGGGGACGGGGGUAUCUUAAUGUUUGGAGGGUGUUUUCCUCCUCCACCUUCAUUGGCUCAUUCCUUCCCUUUGGGAAAUUUACUGGAAAUCAACAGCACCGCACUAUGGGUGAAGGUGGCAGUGCUGCCUGCCACUCCAUAACACAUUUGUGGCGCAUCGGCUAGACCUGAACAUAGGCUUGCCGACUGUGAAUGGCCGUGCUAAAAAAGACAUUCUUGCUUGAUACAUACUGCUUUGUCGGCAAGAGGUCGUUUGGAAACUUUAGCAGGUAAUAAAGUCUCGAAGUUAAUGAUCUUUUUGGUGAUCUUGACGGCCAUCUUCCCUCCAAUUCCUGCCCACUAUUUCUUCUGCUUUUUUCUUUGCAUGUUCCCCUGUACCGUUUUCACCCUUUCUAACUUGUCUGGAAAAGUGACACUCACUUGAAAUAUAAAAAGCAAAUAUGCUUUGUUUCGAUGUUUGAGCUGAAUGGAGAGGGAUGUGGAUAAUGGAUAUGAACUGAACCUGCUACAUGUCCAAGCCAUUUGUCUUUGAAGGUUUUCAGGCAUACUGAGUAUUUCACUAUGAUCAUUCCCUCUGCCUCAUCAAACAGUUAUGAAUUAGAGAAAUUGCUAGAUGCUUGUUGACAUCUGAAGGCAAACUGCUUUCCAAAGUUUCUGCCCCCAUUGCCCUUCUGUGGUGCUGGGAAUUGAACCUAGGGCUUCAUACGUGCUAGGCAAGUGCCCUCUUGCUGGUCCACAACCCAUCCUCCUACAUUCCGUCUAAUACCAUACUGUGAAUUACCCUUUCUUUGGAGAUAACUUGGGCUGGGAAGGGUAGAGGUGAGGUGAACCAACCUUGGUGAGCACUGUCCAGGCACCAUCUCCUGCAAUCCUUUACUGCCCGACUCAUCUAAAAACAAAACAAACAAAAAAAACUGUAUAAAAAAACCAAAACCUUUUUUAUUUUAGGAAGUGGAGGGCUGGAGAGAUGGUUCAGUGGUUAAGAGUGCUUACUACUCUUGUAAAGGACCUGAGUUUGUUUCCCAGCACCCCCAUGGUAGCUCACAACCACCAAUAACUCCGGUUCCAUUUGACUGGUAGACUUUGACCUCAUGGUGACGGCUCUUGAAUUUUCUUUUGAAGUUUUUCUAUAUUUCCUUACUAUAUUGCUCUAUUGUCUUUUGUAAACCAGCUUUGCAACUGCUCAUGAUUUUACUCUUUAAAAUGGCCCUGAAAAAUACUCAGGGUUGUUCUA